CGGGGGCGCGCUCGGGGGUGGGGAAGCGAGCUGGAGCUGCUCAAUGACAAAUCGGCUGGGAACUGCUGGGGUCCGGCCCCGGGAGGGGGCGGGGCGAGUUUAAGAGCCGCGGGCCGGGCGCGGAGGGCCAAGGCGGCGCGAGAAGGGUCCCAGCUCUCCUACUGGCUCUUCUGUCCCUGUGCCGUCACAUCCAUAAGCCAGCAGGAUGGCUACAAACAAGAACAAGGGCCAGAGCUCCCUGGCCCUUCACAAGGUGAUCAUGGUUGGCAGUGGAGGGGUCGGCAAGUCAGCCCUGACGCUUCAGUUCAUGUAUGAUGAGUUUGUAGAAGACUAUGAACCUACCAAGGCUGACAGUUACAGAAAGAAAGUGGUUCUUGAUGGAGAAGAAGUCCAGAUUGAUAUUCUGGACACUGCUGGACAAGAGGACUAUGCAGCUAUUAGAGACAACUACUUCCGGAGUGGGGAGGGGUUUCUGCUAGUGUUCUCCAUCACCGAGCACGAGUCCUUCACAGCAACUGCCGAGUUCAGGGAACAGAUCCUCCGUGUUAAGGCUGAAGAAGAUAAAAUUCCAUUGCUGGUCGUGGGAAACAAGUCUGACUUGGAGGAGCGGAGGCAAGUGCCCAUCGAGGAGGCCAGGAGUAAAGCGGAGGAGUGGGGUGUGCAGUAUGUGGAGACAUCGGCCAAAACGCGGGCCAACGUGGACAAGGUGUUCUUUGACUUAAUGAGAGAAAUCAGAGCAAAGAAGAUGUCAGAAAACAAAGACAAGAAUGGCAAAAAAAGCAGCAAGAACAAGAAAAGUUUUAAAGAAAGAUGUUGCCUGCUGUGAAGGCCACGGUGGUGGAUGAGAUCCAUUGCCACCAAGGACAUAGGGCUGGGUGGAUAAAUGGAAGGCGUAGUUGACUUCCAGUUGUGCUUCCUGCUCUCCCCAACCUUAUUCACCUGUACUUCUUUAAAUGGGGAAAAAUAGUCAUGAAUCAGUGACUGGCAGAAGAAACAAGCCCUUGUCCAUGCAAAGGAAUGGCCGCUUUGUCAGGACUGGAGUUCUGUCCUUCCUGUGUCCCGCCCCUCCCUCCCGGAGCUUAGCUAGGCGUGUAGAGCUAUAGGUAGGAAAGAGUCAAGUGUUCAUUAAAAAGAAAGAGUAGUGUCACAGCAUCUUAUCCCCUGCCCCCCAGGUUUUUAACAUUACCCUCUUGUUUUGAAAUAAAACAUUUUAUUAGGUUUUGGAAGGGGGGUACUGAGGCAGACCCCCCAACCCUUAUCAAUGUAACAGUAGUACUCAGAAAAAUCCAUUACGCUUUAAUGACACUGAAAUCUAAGGUUUUUUUAAAGACAAGUUUCUAGGAGAUACCCUGUGGAUCUGAAGCAUAACUAGAAAAAUGAACUUGAUUUGGGCCAGAUAGUCAAUACCACACUCACAAAUCCUCCUCACAUAUGAAAAAUAAAAAUAGUAGGUUGUUUUCUUCAUGUUUGAAUACUGGCCAUUUACAGUCUGCAUUGCUGUUUUCUCCUGAUUGUUGUGUAGGAACUUUUUUUUUGUGGCCUGGGUGAAGACUCAAGAGUGGUGUACUUUACCAGUGACACUCGUUUCUGAUGGGAUGUCUUUGAUGUCUUCUCCAUUUGCUGGUCUCAUGGCUAGGCCCCGAUUCUGCACUGUGAUCAUGUCCCUGUCUUCUCCCUCAGCUUCUUUCAGCUUGCAGAGGUUGAGCAAAGCUUCUCUUUUUGUCAGUGUCACACAAGUUCUUCUGAAAAAUGUGAUGAAUUAAAAUGGUGUUCUAAAAUCAUGAAGCCAGAGCCUUCUGCUACCUCUCAUAGAAUCGCUCUGUGAUUCUAAAUUGAAAGAACAAGUAGAGAGAAGUUAAGCCGCUGCCCUGUUACCUCUGAGAAUUGACUGCUGUUUCUAAGGUAAUUCUUGUCUGAAAUAGUCAUAGUUAGUUAGAAAAGAUUUUUAUUGAUGAGAUAUUGUUAAUCUUUCUUAUUGUAUCAGUAUUCUAAAUUCAACAUUCAGAAGAAUUUCCACUGGGAGAGGAGUACUGUGGUAAAAGCCUGGUAUUUAGCACAUUUCCCCCAUUUUCCAGAAGUGAACAUUUCAUGUUUAGGUGCCAAAAGUGAAUUGGGGUGGGGAGAGCGGGAGCCUUUGAAAUUGAUGGUUAUAGAGAUUCUGGAAAUUAUGAUCUAACCCCUACAAACCAAUCUUGUAUCACCUCCCAAAGAAUCAUGGACUUUUUGAAUUAAAAAAAAAAAGCA
This is a messenger RNA of Sciurus carolinensis (gray squirrel), 2244 nucleotides long. It is a transcript of the gene Ralb, whose product is annotated as RAS like proto-oncogene B. Gene Ontology annotation, biological process: Ras protein signal transduction. Gene Ontology annotation, cellular component: plasma membrane. Gene Ontology annotation, molecular function: GDP binding; GTPase activity; GTP binding. NCBI's taxonomy places the organism in Eukaryota, Metazoa, Chordata, Mammalia, Rodentia, Sciuridae. The record is from RefSeq and is a predicted model, not a curated record. The coding region runs from base 206 to 826 and encodes 206 amino acids. The transcript has 5 exons.